This is a messenger RNA of Mercurialis annua (annual mercury), 1946 nucleotides long. Its product is annotated as probable protein phosphatase 2C 24. The transcript has 4 exons. Gene Ontology annotation, cellular component: nucleus; cytosol. Lineage: Eukaryota; Viridiplantae; Streptophyta; Magnoliopsida; Malpighiales; Euphorbiaceae. Gene Ontology annotation, molecular function: protein serine/threonine phosphatase activity; cation binding. The record is from RefSeq and is a predicted model, not a curated record. Bases 428 to 1735 code for a protein of 435 amino acids. Gene Ontology annotation, biological process: protein dephosphorylation.
UUGCCAAUUUGACACAGCGAGGUAAGAAAUCAAACGGUGGAGAAUGAAAAAGAAAGAAAACAGUAGGUCACGCUCCACAUUAUAGUACGCUGAAACUGCCCGUAUUCGGUGACGGGCAAGCUGCCCGUUGUAGUAAACCAUGCUCAAAAUCCAAAUCAAGAAAAUCAAAACAUAUUUGUAAGAACCAGCUUCAGCUUCUCUCUGAAGUUUCUUUGAUUGCAAUUUAUUUUUCAGUUUUUUGCAGAAAUACGAAGAAAUGUUCGAAAUUGAUCAAGAAUUAAGAUUAAAUGAAAGAAUUCAAGAAUCUUGAUCACAUCAGGUUAGUUAAGAAUUCAUAAUUUCAGAAUUCUUGAUUCUUGAAUGUGUUCAGUUCAUAUAUAAAAUAAGUACAAGAAAUUAAACGAACUAGAUUUUGUUUUUGUUUUUAAUGGCUGAGAUAUGUUGUGGAGUAGUAAGUGAUAGUGAAGCUUCCUCAGCGUCGUGCGAGGGCGGAAUUUCCAGGGCCGCGAGGAGGAGAAGAAUGGAGAUCAGAAGAGUUAAAUUUGUCACCGGAGUUACACCGGAGAAAGACGAAGGUGACAAUAAUAAUAAUGUUAACGGUAUCAAACGCCGGAAAAUUGAAGUUACAGCUUCUUGUAACGGAGCUGGAGGAGAUACUGAAGAAUGCUCAGCUCAUGAGAAUGGAAAACCAGAGAUGAAUCAAGAAAUUGUAAUGAAGCUUGUUUUAACACCGUCAAUUUUGUUAAAUCCAAAUUUAUAUCCGAAAUACGGCGUCGCUUCAGUUUGUGGAAGAAGAAGAGACAUGGAAGAUGCUGUAGCUGUUUAUCCUUCGUUUUUUAAGAAGAAUCAAGAAUUCGAUUAUCCGUUACAUUAUUUCGGUGUUUACGACGGCCAUGGCUGCUCUCAUGUGGCGAUGAGAUGUAGAGAGAGACUGCAUGAGCUAGUGAAAGAAGAGGCGGCUUUAGCGGCGGUUCCGUCGUCGUUGGCCAAUGGAGAGUGGAAGAAGGCAAUGGAGAGAAGCUUUAGUAGAAUGGACAAGGAAGCUAUAGUUGCUAGCGAUGGAGGAGUAGCUGCUGCUGGUGGCGGCGGUGGUGGUAGUUGUAGAUGCGAAAUGCAGACGCCGGAAUGUGACGCCGUCGGAUCUACAGCCGUCGUUGCUGUUAUAACCAGAGAUAAGAUUAUCGUCGCUAACUGCGGCGAUUCACGUGCCGUUUUGAGUCGAAACGGCAAGCCUGUCCCUCUCUCUAUUGAUCACAAGCCUGACCGACCCGACGAGUUGAACCGGAUCCAAGCCGCCGGUGGCCGGGUUAUAUACUGGGAUGGACCGAGAGUUCUUGGAGUUCUUGCGAUGUCAAGAGCUAUAGGUGAUAAUUAUCUGAAACCGUACGUGAGCUGCGAACCGGAGGUGACGGUGACGGAGAGGACGGCGGGGGACGACUGUUUGAUUUUAGCAAGUGAUGGACUAUGGGACGUGGUGUCAAAUGACACAGCGUGUGGGGUGGCGCGUAUGUGUUUAAGAGGAAAAGGGCAAGUGCAGUCAUUUUCGACGUCGCCGGAGAAUGAUGUGGCGAUGGUGGAGAAUGGCGGUGGAGCCACUUCUAGUGGUGGUGGAGAAAAUUCGGACAAAGCAUGCUCUGAUGCUUCGAUGUUGCUGACGAAAUUGGCUCUGGCGAGACGCAGUACUGACAACGUGAGUGUGGUCGUGGUUGAUCUUAGGAGAGACACGUGGCCAUGACCUUAUUUGCUAGUUUUUAUUUCUAUUUUAUUUUUGGGUUUUUUUAAUGCUGAAUUAGUGUGUUUUUUUUUUGGGAAAAAGGAAAACGGGGUAAAGGAAAAUGAAAAUGAAAAUGAAAAAGAUGGAAUAGUAAGUAAAUGAUAAUUUAAUGUUAUACUAAAAGAAUUAUGUAAGUUAAGUUCUUUUAGUUCAAUUUUUAUUUAAUUUCAAA